CGUGACGCAUCCAUGACGUCACUGCGGGCCGACUGUGAUGGCGGAUGUCAGUGAAAUAGACACGAUGAAACAUAAACAUUUACAGGGAAGUUUCGAGAAAAUCGACAAAGAAAUGAGCCGCUAUCCGUUCUGUAUCGUGUGGACACCUAUUCCAGUGCUGUCGUGGUUUCUGCCGUUCAUUGGCCACAUGGGCAUCUGUACUUCCACCGGUGUGAUCAGAGAUUUUGCUGGGCCGUACUUUGUAUCAGAGGACAACAUGGCUUUUGGAAAACCAACAAAAUACUGGAAGCUGGAUAAGAAUAAAGUUUACGGUGGUGGAGUGAACGCCUGGGACGCAGCUGUACACGAGGCGUCUGAAGAAUACAAAACCAGAAUGCACAAUCUGUGUUGUGAUAACUGUCACUCUCACGUUGCCAUGGCUCUGAAUCUCAUGCGCUACAACAACCGCUCGUCGUGGAACAUGGUCAACCUCUGCGUACUUUCCUUUAUACACAGCAAACAUGUCAGCUUUGUGGGGUUCCUGAAGACCUGGCUACCUUUCCUGAUGAUCUGUGGGAUCAUAGUCACCAUCGCCCUCGCUGUCAACCUGCGAUGACUGACAUCACAUGACAGCACCUCAAAGAAUGUUGGGUGGCCGAACACGUGCCUCAGGACCAGUUUAAGCUACGAGAAGCAAAUCAAAUCCUGUUGCUGAAGCAGAACUUUAAAUAACUUUUUAAUCGCACAGAUUCAGACUGCACUGCGAAUAGUCUCUUAUUUGCAUCUGACGACAUCGACACAUGAAGACUAUCAUUACCAUGGUAAAUAAGUGGAUUACAGGGACUUUUUCCAUCACUGCUUAGAAACAAAUCGUUUUGUAUUUAUAAUAUAAUCAUAUCAUACACUUCAACUAAUUCCCCCACCGACAAAUGGUACUGAAUGAAACAUUGAUUUCAUGCAAUUUCCUGUCAAAACUGUUGCAAGUAGUGACUUCACUACCUGAUGUGGUGAAUAUUGACAAAUUAUUAUUUACUUAAUUUUUGGUUGCCAUUUUUUCAUAGAAGUUUGCAUUUAAUUCACUGUAAACCCCAAUGUUGUCAUUUCCUGGUCUUAAUUAAACACAACUUGAAAUGUCAAGUUUUGGGCUCGUAACUCUACUAUCUAUGUUAUAGAGUUUGUAUGACCUAAAUUUGAGUCAAUUAAAUACAAAUUAUUGAGUAGAAACAACAACAUUUAAAUAGCAAAUCUGAGUUAAGUCUACUUGCAUCUAGUUACCUUAAAUAGUUAAGUUCAUUCUAUAUGAUCACCAAGUUAAGUGAACUUAUUUACACAAGUUUUGGGGAUGCCAUUACUCAAUUCAAUUAAGGAAACGAGUUUACUCAAUCAGUUGAGUAAAGUCAACUUAUUAGGGUUUUCAGUUUUGUGCAUCAUUAUUUUGAGAAUGUUAAGUAUUUAAACAUUGCAGGAUGUUUACAGGUAUAGAUUGCUUUGUUUUAUGACAGUCUGUAAACAUGGUUCAGUUCAGUUUAUGUCUGCAUUUAUACUAUAUGACCAAAUAAAAAAGUAUAUCCUUAA
Messenger RNA from Myxocyprinus asiaticus (Chinese sucker), 1554 nucleotides. It is a transcript of the gene tmem222a, whose product is annotated as transmembrane protein 222a. Bases 38 to 595 code for a protein of 185 amino acids. Lineage: Eukaryota; Metazoa; Chordata; Actinopteri; Cypriniformes; Catostomidae. The transcript is spliced from 6 exons. The record is from RefSeq and is a predicted model, not a curated record.